Molecule: messenger RNA, 348 nt
Organism: Heterobasidion irregulare TC 32-1
Lineage: Eukaryota; Fungi; Basidiomycota; Agaricomycetes; Russulales; Bondarzewiaceae
Exons: 3
Source: RefSeq, a predicted model, not a curated record
GCUCUCUCUCUCGUGCCUCUCGCGUCAGGCGAAACCCAUCUCGUCGUUGUCGGUGAGGGCGGAGGCCUGACCUUUACGCCAAGCAACCUCACCGCUGUCGUUGGGGACGUCAUCGAGUUUAUGUUCGUUCAGAAAAAUCAUAGCGCCACACAGACAUCCUUCGAGACUCCUUGCACGCCUGCAGAGGGCGGAUUCGACUCCGGCUUCAACCCAGUAGCGGCAGGCCAGACGACGAACUUCCCGACAUUCAAUGUCACGGUCGAGAACACUGAUCCUAUAUGGGUCAGUUGCCAACAGAUCAACCAUUGCAAGCUCGGCAUGGCCUUCGCUGCAAACCCACCGGCGGAC